Molecule: messenger RNA, 1464 nt
Organism: Microthlaspi erraticum
Lineage: Eukaryota; Viridiplantae; Streptophyta; Magnoliopsida; Brassicales; Brassicaceae
Source: the annotation of a GenBank genome assembly
AUGUUGAAGAAAGCAACUUUUUCGCCAUUGAAUCUUUCACUUGCUCCUUUCCUUAUUGUUCUUAUUACUCUCUCGUGUGUUGUUGUUCAUGGCGUCCAAGAGAAGAAGGUUCUCAGUCUACACAACAACAUUUGGUCUUCCAAGAAAUCAAAUGAAGCUUCGAGUUCAUGUUUCUCUCACAAUCUUGGGAAAGGAAGAGAAUCUAAUACACUGGAGAUGAAACAUAGAGGGCUUUGCUCAGGAAAGCCUGUAGAUUGGGGUAAGAAGCUGAGAAGAGCCUUAGUACUUGAUAACCUUCGUGUCCAAUCACUUCAGCUCAGAAUCAAAGCAAUGACCUCAAGCAGCAACGCACAGUCCAUUUCGGAAGCUCAGAUUCCACUGACCUCAGGGAUAAAACUUCAGUCUCUGAAUUACAUUGUGACAGUUGAUUUAGGAGGGAAAAACAUGAGUUUGAUAGUUGACACUGGAAGUGACUUGACUUGGGUCCAAUGCCAACCUUGCAGAUUCUGUUACAGCCAACAAGGUCCUCUGUAUGACCCAUCAGUCUCUUCCUCUUACAACACAGUUUUCUGCAACUCAUCCACUUGUCAGAAUCUCGUAGCAGCUACAGGGAAUUCAGGACUUUGUAGAGGCAACAAUGGUGUCCCAAAGACAACUUGUGAAUACGUUGUCAGCUAUGGAGAUGGAUCAUACACUCGAGGAGACUUAGGCAGUGAAAGUCUCCAACUGGGCGAGACGAAAGUCGAAAGCUUUGUCUUUGGUUGUGGACGAAACAACAGAGGUCUGUUUGGAGGAGCUUCUGGUCUAAUGGGGUUAGGGAGAAGCUCAGUUUCUUUAGUCACACAAACUUUGUCAAUCUUCAAUGGAGUUUUCUCAUACUGUUUACCUUCUCUUGAGGAUGGAGCUUCAGGUUCAUUGUCUUUCGGUAACGACUCCUCUUCUUACAAGAACACAACUUCAGUUCUCUACACUCCGUUGAUACAAAACCCUCAGCUUCGUUCCUUCUACAUUCUCAAUCUCACCGGUGCUAGCAUCGGCGGCGUGGAGCUGGAAAGUGAAAGCUUCGGUAGAGAGAUUCUAAUCGACUCAGGAACGGUUAUCACGAGAUUGCCACCUUCCAUUUACAAAGCUGUCAAGACAGAGUUUCUGAAUCAGUUCUCAGGGUUUCCUUCAGCUCCUGGCUAUUCAAUCCUAGACACUUGCUUUAACCUCACAAGCUAUGAAGACGUGAGCAUUCCCAUUAUCAAAAUGUUCUUCCAAGGUAACGCUGAGCUCGAAGUGGAUGUCACUGGUGUGUUCUAUUUUGCCAAGCCUGACGCUUCCCUAGUCUGCUUGGCCUUGGCAAGUCUGUCAUAUGAAAGUGAAGUCGGUAUCAUCGGAAAUUACCAACAGAAGAACCAGAGAGUAAUAUAUGAUACCAAACAAGAGAUGCUUGGAAUUGCAGGAGAAAACUGUAGCAUCUGA